AUGGAAGAAGAGGAAGAAAAGAACUUUGGAGAAACUAAUGUACUCUCAGAUAGGGUAGGAGGAUCUCAUCAGGGGAACGUUAAUUUUACAACUGGCGAGGAAGCUGUAUUAAGAAAUGAUAAUGCAGUGUCACAGGGGUUUUGUUCUGCAUCUAUGAUUGGGAAUAAGGACAAAUCUGAGCAUGUAUCUCUAGAAAAUCAGGCUAAGACUGCUGGGGAGUCUCAUGGUGGUCAGGUGGAUACGAAUCCAUCCGAAGAUUUAGACCGUGACAGAGGCUCAUCAGGUGGGUUUGAGGAGCAUGAUUCUUUCCCAAUGAUUGGAACAUGGCAUGACCGUUCUAAUUCAAGCCCUGGACCAGCAAGACAUACAGAUUAUGAUAUUAGGCAGUCAAGCUCGGCAACUUGUCUUGAUUCUGUCUUUUAUGCAGAUUCUGGAUAUUCACCCCAUGCUUCGCCAAGAAAGGCAAAGCCAAAAGCUGCUAUGCCUCACGUGUCUCCUGAGCUAUUGCAUUUGGUGGAUUCUGCCAUUAUGGGCAACCCUGAAAGCUUGAACAAGCUGAAGAAUAUUGUAGCUGGGGUUGAGACUUUUGGAAGUGAGGAAGACAUGGAGAGCAUUCCUUUCUUGGUUGUUGAUUCACUUAUUGCCACAAUGGGCGGAGUUGAAAGUUUUGAAGAGGACGAGGAUAACAAUCCUCCUAGUGUGAUGCUAAACUCUCGGGCUGCAAUAGUGGCAGGUGAGCUAAUUCCUUGGCUUCCUUGGGAAGGAGAUAGUGACAUUGCCAUGUCUUCCAGGACACGGAUGGUUAGAGGCUUGCUUGUUAUAUUGCGGGCUUGCACAAGAAACAGGGCAAUGUGCUCUAUGGCUGGUUUAUUACAAGUGCUUUUGAGGUCAGCUGAGAAUAUUUUUGCUCAGGGUGUUGGCUCACUAGAGCAUAUAAAAUGGGAUGGGACUCCCUUAUGUUAUUGCAUCCAACAUUUGGCGGGGCAUUCACUUAGUGUUAUUGAUUUGCGUAGAUGGUUUCAGGUCAUUACAAGAACACUGACUACCAUUUGGGCACCUCGCUUAAUGAUUGCAUUAGAGAAGGCAGUGAGUGGGAGAGAGUCGAGGGGGCCAGCACGCACCUUUGAAUUUGAUGGUGAAAGCUCUGGUUUGCUUGGUCCUGGGGAAAGUCGUUGGCCAUUUACCAAUGGAUUUUCCUUUGCAACGUGGAUCUACAUUGAAUCCUUUGCAGAUACAUUAAACACAGCAACUGCUGCAGCUGCAAUUGCUGCUGCAGCUGCAGCCAAGUCAGGAAAAUCAUCGGCUAUGUCUGCUGCUGCCGCUGCAAGUGCCCUUGCUGGUCAAGGCACAGCGCACAUGCCUUGUUUAUUUAGCUUCUUAUCUGCUGAUAAUAAGGGAAUAGAGGCAUAUUUUCAUGCACAAUUUUUAGUGGUUGAAAGUGGUAGCGCAAAAGGAGAGAAAACAUCUUUACAUUUUACUCAUGCAUUCAAACCUCAGUGUUGGUAUUUUAUUGGAUUGGAAUAUGUAUGCAGGCAGGGAAUUAUUGGGAAAGCAGACAGUGAAUUGAGAUUAUAUAUUGAUGGAUCUUUGUAUGAAAGCCAUCCUUUUGAAUUUCCUCGCAUUUCCAAGCCACUAGCUUUCAGUUGCGUUGGGACAAGCCCUCCUCCGGCAAUGGGCGGCUUACAGCGCCGUCGCCGUCAAUGCCCUUUAUUUGCUGAAAUAGGCCCAGUGUAUAUCUUUAAGGAACCAAUUGGGCCUGAAAGAAUGGCACGAAUAGCUUCUAGGGGAGGGGAUAUGCUGCCUUCUUUUGGUAAUGGUGCAGGACUUCCUUGGCUAUCCACAAAUGAUCAUGUUCAAAGAAUGGCAUGGGAAAGUUGUUUAUUAGAUGCUGAAAUUGGAGAUUGUCUUCACCUACUCUACCACCCCUGUCUUCUUACUGGGUGGUUCUGUCGAGAUGCUUCUCCUUCUGGCUCAGCAGGAAUUCUGCGCAGACCUGCUGAGGUUCUUGGACAAGUCCAUGUUGCAACACGAAUGAGACCUGUGGAGGCUCUUUGGGCUUUAGCCUAUGGAGGUCCCAUGUCCUUACUUCCUCUGGCUGUCAGCAAAAUGUGUCAAGAUAGCUUGGAACCAGAACAGGGUAGUCUUCCAUUGUCUUUGGCUACAGCAGCUCUAGCUGCUCCAAUAUUUAGAAUUAUUUCUAUUGCCCUCCACCACCCAGGGAACAAUGAAGAGAUACGUCGCACAAGGGGCCUUGAGAUUCUUUCAAGAAUCUUAGACUAUCUUUUACAAACUUUGUCUUCUCUUGGGGAUGGAAAGCAUGAUGGUGCGGGAGAUGAGGAGCUUGUUGCAGCUGUGGUUUCUCUAUGUCAAUCUCAGAAGCAUAAUUACGUACUUAAAGUGCAGCUUUUCAGUACACUGCUUUUGGAUCUUAAAAUUUGGAGUUUGUGCAGCUAUGGGCUCCAAAAGAAACUCCUAUCAUCGCUUGCAGAUAUGGUCUUCACACAGUCAACAGUGAUGCGAGAUGCCAAUGCUAUGCAGAUGCUCCUUGAUGGCUGCAGAAGGUGCUACUGGACAAUUUCUGAAAAGGACUCCUUGGAUACUUUCUCCUUACUUGAUGCUACACAGAGAGUAGGUGAAGUGAAUGCUUUGGUUGAUGAACUCUUAGUUGUCAUUGAACUUUUAAUAGGAGCAGCACCACCUUCAUUGGCUGCAGAUGAUGUGCGUUGUUUACUAGGAUUCAUGGUUGAUUGCCCACAACCUAAUCAGGUUGCCAGGGUGCUACAUUUAAUCUACAGGCUAGUGGUACAACCAAAUUCCACCAGAGCUCAAACAUUUGCAAGUUCUUUCAUGGGUUCUGGUGGGAUAGAAACACUACUUGUCCUCCUGCAACGAGAAGUUAAAGCUGGCGAUCACAACAUUCCUGAAACUAGCACUAAGGAGGAUGAAAGCUUGCCUGUUCAAAGAUCUGAACCAGAAGGAAGCCAGGAUGAACGGUCUACGAAGGAGAGGGAUCAAAUUUCACAGAAAGAUUUUGAAUCUCUAUUCCUUGAUGGUAGUAGUAGCCUUGUGGCAGCUUCUCCUAGUGUGAAAAUGGAAAGGAUGUCAUCUGUUUCUGAAAUUGCUUUUAUGAAGAAUUUGGGUGGAAUAAGUAUUUCAAUUAGUGCCGACAAUGCAAGGAAUAAUGUUUACAAUGUUGACAAAAAUGAUGGAAUUGUUGUUGGGGUCAUUGGACUGUUAGCCGCUUUAGUAGCACAUGGGCAUCUGAAAUUUGGUUCACGCGAGUCCUCAGAAAUGACAAGCAGCCUUUUUGGUGUUGCAUUGAGUGAUUCAGGUGGCAGUAUGUUUGAUGAUAAAGUUUCUCUUCUGUUUUAUGCUUUGCAGAAGGCUUUUCAGGCUGCUCCUAACAGGCUUAUGACAAGCAACGCUUACACUGCUUUAUUGGGGGCCUCAAUCAAUGCUUCUUCGACAGAGGAUAGGUUGAGCUUUUAUGAUUCUGGCCAUCGUUUUGAACACUUACAACUUUUGGUGGUUUUGUUGCGUUCGCUGCCAUAUGCAUCUAGAUCUUUCCAAAGCCGGGCACUACAGGAUCUUCUGUUUUUGGCUUGCAGUCAUCCAGAAAAUAGAAGUAGUCUAACAAAAAUGGAGGAAUGGCCUGAGUGGAUACUAGAGGUCCUUAUCUAUAACUAUGAGAUGGAUGAAAGAAAACAGUCUAAUUCAGUAAGCUUUGGAGACAUAGAGGAUCUCAUACACAAUUUCCUGAUUAUUAUUUUGGAGCAUUCAAUGCGCCAAAAGGAUGGAUGGCAGGAUAUUGAAGCUACAAUUCAUUGUGCAGAAUGGCUCUCUAUUGUGGGUGGAUCAAGCACUGGGGAUCAGAGAAUUAGGCGUGAAGAAUAUUUGCCAAUAUUCAAGAGAAGGCUUUUGAUUGGGUUGCUGGACUUCGCUGCUAGAGAGCUGCAGGCUCAGACUCAAGUUAUUGCUGCAGCUGCUGCUGGGGUUGCAGCAGAAGGUUUGUCCCCAAUGGAAGCCAAGGCACAAGCAGAGAACGCUGUGCAACUUUCUAUUUUUUUGGUAGAGAAUGCAAUUGUCAUUUUAAUGCUUGUUGAAGAUCAUUUACGGUUACAAAGUAAACUUUCUUGUGCAUCACGCAAAGCUGAGGGUAUUGUAUCUCCGCUUUCUCUCGUAUCUCCCCUAUAUAAUUACUCAAAUUCCAUUGCAUCAACUGGUAGAGAAUCAACUGGUAGAGAAUCAUCAGAAGGUUCGGAUGAUCGUAGAUCUGGAAAUUCUGGCGGACUUCCUCUUGAUGUCCUUGCUUCAAUGGCUGAUGCAAACGGGCAGAUUUCUGCAAAGGCGAUGGAACGGCUUACUGCUGCUGCUGCAGCUGAGCCAUAUGACUCUGUCUCCUCAGCUUUUGUGUCAUAUGGAAGUUGUGCUAUGGAUAUAGCUGAGGGUUGGAAAUACAGGAGCCGCUUAUGGUUUGGGGUUGGCUUUCCUAAAACUGGCGAGUUUGGCGCUGGUGGCAGCGGCUGGGAGUUGUGGAGUGCUGCUUUACAAAAGGAUCCUAACGGGAAUUGGAUUGAAUUUCCUCUAGUGAAGAAGUCUGUAAGCAUGCUCCAAGCUUUAUUGUUAGAUGAUUCUGGACUUGGUGGCGGUCUUGGUAUAGGUGGUGGAUCAGGUACUGGGAUGGGAGGAAUGGCAGCACCUUACCAGUUACUGGACAGUGACCAACCAUUUUUAUGCAUGCUUCGCAUGGUGCUUCUUUCAAUGAGGGAAGAUGAUAAUGGAGCAGACAAGAUGGUCGCGAGGAAUGUGGGCAUAGAAGAUGGAGUGCCAGAAGCAUUGUAUCACCAAGGAGAGAACAUCAUGUCCUUAGACAACAGUGAUGGAAUCGCAGCAGGAAAUCCAGAGUCAGCAUUGUUGUGGAGUGUGCUUUCUCCUAUUCUGAACAUGCCAAUUUCUGAUUCCAAGAGACAGAGAGUUUUGGUAGCAUCCUGUGUUCUCUAUUCUGAGAUAUGGCAUGCUGUUGGGAGGGAUAGAAAGCUGCUUCGUAAACAGUAUCUUGAAGCCAUUGUACCACCUUUUAUUGCUGUUUUGAGGAGAUGGAGACCACUUUUGGCAGGAAUCCAUGAACUUGCUACUGCUGAUGGUUUGAAUCCUCUAGCUGUUGGUAAUCCUGUGUUGGCUGCUGAUGCUCCACCGUUAGAGACAGCUCUUGCAAUGAUCUCUCCAGAUUGGGCUGCUGCAUUUGCAUCACCACCAGCUGCAAUGGCAUUGGCAAUGAUUGCUGCUGGGGCUAGCGGAGCAGAAACUCCAGCUUCUCCAGCAACCACACAGUUUAAACGUGAAUCCUCAAUGCUUGAGCGUAAAACAACUAAGCUGCAUACUUUUUCAAGCUUUCAUAAACCUCCCACAGCUUCUAACAAAUCAUCAUCCUUUCCAAAAGACAAGGCUGCUGCAAAAGCUGCUGCCUUGGCAGCUGCACGUGAUCUUGAACGCAACUCAAAGAUUGGUUCUGGAAGAGGUCUCUGUGCUAUUGCAAUGGCUACUUCUGCACAGAGGAGGAAUGCUAGUGAUCUGGAACGUGUGAAAAGAUGGAAUGAAUCUGAAGCCAUGGGAGUUGCUUGGAUGGAAUGUCUGCAACCAGUUGAUACAAAAUCAGUCUAUGGGAAAGAUUUUAAUGCUUUAUCCUAUAAAUUUAUUGCAGUCCUUGUUGCAAGUUUUGCUUUAGCAAGAAAUAUUCAGCGGUCAGAGAUUGAUAGGCGCACACAAGUUGAUCUAGUUGCACGACACCAGUUAUUCACUGGGAUUCGAGCGUGGCGUAAACUUGUUCUUUGCUUGAUAGAGAUGAAAUGUCUCUUUGGACCAGCAGGGGACCAACCUAGUCAGGCACGUACUUUAUGUAAGCUAAGGUUUAUGGAGAGUUCUUCGAGAAUGAGACCAUAUUUGAGAAGGAAUUACACAGGGACUGCUCAUUUUGACGGUGCUACUAAUUUUGAAGAUCAAAGUGAUCUGAAAAACAAUCAGCAAGAUGUCAUAAGCUCAUCUACUGCUCCUAUUCUGGCAGCAGAAGCAAUCUCAACAAAUUUAUUGAAUGAAGAUGAUGAACAGCCAGAACAUGAUAAUGAAGACAAUAGAGGCUAUGAAAAUGACCAAGGUGGAAAAGAUCAGCCAAGGCUUUAUGGAAUAUCUGGGCAACCCUUGCACAAAAUGGUAGAAUCUACCGAUUCUCAAUUUUCCAAUGAGCAAGACUUGGUCCCAAGUUUAUCAGCAGUUGCUCCUGGAUACAAUUCUAGUGAACUUGGUGAGAGAAUUGUGUUUGAACUUCCUUCAUCCAUGGUUAGACUGCUGAAGAUUAUACGAGGAACAUUUCAAGUAACCACAAAGAAAAUAAAUUUUAUAGUUCAUAAUACGGAAAACAACACAACAAUGGAUGGUUUGGAACGCAACUCUGAAAUGAGAAAUGACCAAAAAGACCAUAGUUGGCUGAUUACUUCUCUUCAUCAAAUGUAUAGCCGAAGAUAUCUCUUAAGACGAAGUGCCUUGGAGCUGUUCAUGGUUGACCGUUCUAACUUCUUCUUUGAUUUCGGGAGUUCCGAGGCCCGAAGAAACGCCUACCAAGCUAUUGUUCAAGCACAACCUCCUCAUUUGAACAACAUUUAUCUUGCAACUCAGAGACCAGAACAACUUCUGAAAAGAACUCAGUUAAUGGAGCGCUGGGCCAGGUGGGAGAUCAGCAAUUUUGAAUAUUUAAUGCAGCUAAACACAUUGGCUGGGCGUAGUUACAAUGACAUAACUCAAUAUCCAGUAUUCCCAUGGAUUCUUUCUGACUACAGUUCAAAGAGUUUGAAUCUUGCUGAUCCAUCUGCUUACAGAGAUCUUUCAAAGCCUGUUGGGGCACUUAAUCCAGAUCGUCUGAAGAAAUUCCAAGAGAGAUAUGCUAACUUCAAUGAUCCGGUUAUCCCCAAGUUCCACUAUGACUCACACUAUUCAAGUGCCGGAACUGUUUUGUACUAUCUUGUUAGAAUAGAGCCAUUUACUACUCUUUCAAUUCAGCUGCAAGGUAGAAAUUUUAAUCAUUCAGACCGGAUAUUUUCAGAUGUUGCUGCUACUUGGAAUAGAGUUCUUGAGGACAUGAGUGAUGUGAAGGAAUUGGUUCCUGAACUGUUUUACCUUCCUGAGAUGUUAACCAAUGAAUAUUCAAUCAACUUCGGAACAACACAAGUAGGAAGAAAUCUUGAUUCUGUUAAACUCCCACCAUGGGCCCAAACCCCAGUUGAUUUCAUUCAUAAACAUCGAAUGGCUCUUGAGAGUGAGCAUGUCUCUGCACAUUUGAAUGAAUGGAUUGACCUCAUAUUUGGGUAUAAGCAACGAGGCAGAGAAGCGAUAUUGUCCAAUAACAUGUUCUUAUACAUUACAUAUGAAGGGACAGUUGAUAUUAAUAGGAUCUCUGAUCCAGUACAACAGUGUGCUACACGAAACAAGAUCGCUUAUUUUGGACAAACUCCUUCCCAACUCCUUACUGUUCCUCACAUGAAGAAGAUGCCACUUUCAGAGGUUCUUCAUUUGCAGACAAUCUUUCGGAACCCAAGAGCAGUCAAACCAUAUGCUGUCCCAGUUCCUGAACGCUGCAAUUUGCCUGCAUCUGCUAUUCAUGCAUGUUCAGAUGCUCUCAUAAUUGUUGGCACAAAUGCACCAGCAGCUCAUAUUGCACAGCACAAGUGGCAGCCGAACACUCCUGAUGAUCAGGGAACACCAUUUAUGUUUGAACAUGGAAAGGCAAUCGCAAGCUCAGCUGGUGGUGCACUUAUAAGAAUGUUAAAAAUGCCAGCUGGCUCUGGUUCUGAUGAGGAGCAGUUUCCCCAGGCACUAGCAUAUGCUUCGUCUGGGAUCAGGAGUUCAUCUAUUGUUUCCAUCACAUGUGAUAAAGAAAUUGUUACAGGUGGACAUGCGGAUAACAGUAUCAAGUUACUCUCAUCUGAAGGAGCAAAAACACUAGAAACGGCUUUUGGACACUGUGCUCCUGUCACUUGCCUUGCUCUAUCACCAGAUAACAACUAUCUCGUGACCGGUUCCCGGGACACUACUGUAUUACUUUGGAGGAUACAUAGGGCAUUAACAUCCAGCUCAAGCAGCACAUCAGAAGCAACUGCUGACCCUGGCACACCAACCUCAACUACUGGUACUUUAGCUAACACCUUUGCAGAAAAAAGCAGGAAGCAUAGGAUAGAAGGUCCCAUACAUGUUCUUCGGGGUCACCGCAACGAAGUUAUUUGUUGCUGUGUCAAUUCAGAUCUAGGUAUUGUUGUUUCAUGUGGUCAUUCAUCAGAUGUUCUCUUACAUUCUAUAAGGAAGGGUUGCUUGAUGAGACGGUUUGCUGGUGUCGUAGCUGACACUGUCUGCCUUUCUUCUGCGGGAAUCAUUUUAACCUGGAACCAAUCGCAACAUGUUCUCAGAACAUUCACUCUCAAUGGGAUUCCAGUGGCAACAGCAAAAGUUCCUUCCUUUGGUGGUCUCAGUUGCAUGGAAAUUUCUGUGGAUGGCAACAGUGCUUUGAUUGGAAUGAACUCAUCUUCCAAUGGAGUGUUCAAUAACAACCAAAACUUCAGCUUUAAGAAUCCCGGGGUUGAUGAUUCAAAUCUCGAGUCAGAAGAGAUCGAAGAAUUGGAUAUUCCAUCACCUUCAGUUUGCUUCUUGGAUCUGCAUGCUCUGAAGGUGCUCCAUGUGUUGAAACUGGGAAAAGGGCAGGAUAUUGCAGCUCUUGCUUUGGACAAGGAUAACACAAAUCUUCUAGUUUCAACCGCAGAUAAGCAGUUGAUCAUUUUCACCAAUCCAACCUUGAGUAAGAAAAUGGCAGAGAAGAAACCCAAGGUUGGUAGGGAAGGUGAAGCAGCCAGCCCUCGUCUAAAAUCAUAGUCUUCAAUUCAGCCUUUUUUGAGCUUUGAGUGGUGAUGAUAAUAUACAAGAUGCAACCAUUGAUGUCACCAUGGUCCAUAUUAUUAUGCAAAAUCAAAUCAAUAAACACGACUUUAAAAAGGCCUAUCCAAGUGCUGCUGCUGCUGCUGCUGCUGCUGCUUCUGUGUACAUAUAUUUUAUGCAUUGUAUAUUUUCACUACUGAAAAACAAACCCUCUAACAAAAGGGCUUUUAGGCUGAUUCCUUUUGCUUAUUCCAUUUGUGAAAAUGAUGAGCUGAGAUCUUCAUGUUUUUGUUCAUCAAUUCUUUUAGGACGCAUUUUUGGUUUUGUAUCUAAUUGUGACCAAUUAGAUUGAGAAGGCUUCAUGGAUUUUAAUUGAGAUCAUAGAUGUCAUUUCUCACA
Molecule: messenger RNA, 9312 nt
Organism: Gossypium raimondii (Peruvian cotton)
Lineage: Eukaryota; Viridiplantae; Streptophyta; Magnoliopsida; Malvales; Malvaceae
Product: BEACH domain-containing protein C2
Exons: 31
Coding region: 1-8910 (2969 amino acids)
Molecular function (GO): protein binding
Source: RefSeq, a predicted model, not a curated record